Messenger RNA from Fragaria vesca subsp. vesca, 1047 nucleotides. RefSeq lists its product as uncharacterized. Lineage: Eukaryota; Viridiplantae; Streptophyta; Magnoliopsida; Rosales; Rosaceae. The coding region runs from base 275 to 979 and encodes 234 amino acids. The transcript is spliced from 2 exons. The record is from RefSeq and is a predicted model, not a curated record.
GCUUGAAGUUUGAAAUUUGACUAAUAAGUUGGGUCUUCUUUGACUGCCAUUCUUCCUAUAAAUUGCUGAAAAAGAAAUGGUUUUGGUUGAUUGGUCUCCAAGAUCAGGUAGUCUAAGACAAGUGUCAGAGCAAUUUGGUUCCUGCAGAAAACUGGGGCUUUUGAAUUGAGUUUCUUUGAAUGAUCCAUGAAUAAAAGCGUGCUUGUGUGAUGAGAAAUGAGCUAAAGAAGGGUUCAUCCAUCUUUGAUGAAGCUUCAGGCUUCAGUGGUUCUUCAUGGAGUUGAAAAACAUACUUGAAGAUCAAAUGGCUACUCCUUUGUGGUUCUUCAGAUUCCCACCACCAUUGAUUGUGAUUCUUGCUCCAUUACUUAUAUUGGUGGGUUUGAUAUUGGGCUUUAGUUUCUACUCCAUCUUCCUAACAUCUAUAGCAUUGAUACUGUCAACUAUUUUCUUCACAUGUUCCAAGCAAAAACCUGUUCUGCUUGAGAAAUUAGUUGAAGAGGAAGUUGUUCUUAAAUCUGAUAAUGGAAGUGCUGCUACACAAGAGAAGGAAGUUCAAGAAGCAAGUACGAAUAGUGAGGCUUCCAAAUACUUGGCAGCACCACAAAGUUCAACACCAGAUUUGGUAGCAGAAAGUGCAUGCCUUGACGACUUAUCAUCCAGUGGGGACUCUGAAGUACUUGACUGGCCAUUUGGAGACAAUGUGGAUCGUAGUCCGGAUUGCUCAGACGGUUCCAUCUCCGAUGAGGAAAGCCUUAUCGAGAUAUCCCUUUCCGGUGAAUAUUAUGUUGAUCAUGACAAGGAAGAAGAGUCCAUCUUUAGUCUGCAGCAGAAAAUGUCAGGUUUGUCACAGAAGGCCAUUUUCCAACAGCAUACUCUAUUUGAGUUCUUAGCUGAGAUCAAUGAGGAAGAAAAUAUGAUUGAAAUUGACAUAUCCAUGGGAUCUAUCAAGUGUUCAAGGUUCGAGAUUGAAGCUUGAUUGAAGAGUUUGCUAGCCCAUUUUCACAGUUCACCAUAUUUUGAGUUUUUGAUCCUCCUGGAUUUGGU